This is a messenger RNA of Aaosphaeria arxii CBS 175.79, 1770 nucleotides long. RefSeq lists its product as uncharacterized. Bases 403 to 1560 code for a protein of 385 amino acids. The record is from RefSeq and is a predicted model, not a curated record. The transcript has 6 exons. Lineage: Eukaryota; Fungi; Ascomycota; Dothideomycetes; Pleosporales.
CUGAUUUAGCACAAUAAUUGGGUGUUGAGCCAUAUUAAGGCGUCCCAUCACAAAGGAAGACCAGAAGAAAAUGCGCCUAGAUCUAAGAAAUGUGGAGGUGCCCCUGAUACGUGACUGCUAUCAAGCAAUUUCAGUCCACUCAUUCUACCCACAUCUCACUAAUUUGUUUGAUAGUUUCCAAGCGCUCCGCUAUCGCAAAUCGGAUCACAACAUUUUUGAACCAUGGACCUUGUUGGGCAACUGCCUACAGAGUAGUAUGUCUAGGCACAAACUACUAAUUUUCUUUUUUGACCUAUUGUCCUGUUUUAUAUUCUACAAUGCCCGACACCUUGAUCUACCAUAGCUGCUACUUCAAGUCUAGAAAUCACUGCACUUUACAGUGCAGGGGCAGUCGCAUCAUCCAUGGCGUCGAUCAUCACUGAGAUGUGGGUGUGGUACGCCCUGACUGUCUUCAUUGUCGGUGCGCGAAUCUUAUCACGACGACUCCUUUUCAAAUCCUUCAGGGGAUUACAAGCGGAUGAUUGGCUUAUGGUAUUCACACUGGCCGUUCACACCGGCCUAUUGGUGAUUGUCUGGAUUCAGACAUAUACCCCUUCGAAUCUCUUGAACCCGGCCGAUAAUAUCGAACUUACCCCAGAUGAGAUCAAGCGACGAGAGUAUGGCUCCAAACUUGUUCUAGUCACGGAACACCUGCAAAUGGUUGUUCUCUGGUCGGUCAAGGGCUGCUUGCUCAUAUUGUAUUCCCGCCUGACUAUGAGCUUGAGACACAAUCUUUUAGUCAAGAUUGUAGCAGGCUAUGUCAUUGCCAGCUUUGUCAUAAUGGAAAUCCUCUGGUUCGUCUGGUGUCGCCCUUUCCACCAUUAUUGGAAAGUUCCUCCUCCAGAUUUAAAUUGCUCCGCGGAAACGAAUCACAUGAUCACCAACGCCGUAUUUAACAUAUCCUCGGACAUCAUGAUCAUCAGCCUUCCUAUGCCAGUCUUCAUGCAAUCGCAACUUCCUUUGAAAAGAAAAAUCAUUCUCUCGAGCGUAUUUGCGCUGGGCAUCUUUACGAUCCUUGCUGCAAUUUUGAGCAAGUACUAUAGUCUUGGCUCACCUUAUGGGACAGAAUGGAUUUACUGGUACAUACGAGAAGUUUCUACAGCAAUAAUCAGUGCCAAUUUGCCACUUACCUGGACUUUGUUACAGAAGAUCUUCGGUGUGAGUAACUUUUACUCUAGGUAUGGAAAAUCAUCGCAACAAAGGACAGGGGAACCUGCAGGACCGAAUCGCUUCAGAUCUGCAUACGGUAACCUUACAAGCGCCACAAGGGAGGAGCAUAAGCAGAAGAAGCCAGAUCCGCAUGCUAUCGAUAUAAGUCCCUCAGAAAGCCAGGAAGAGAUCAACCAUACUGCACAUGAAAUCCCGUUGCAAAUAUGGCAGCAAAGAGCCGUUCAUAUUACUACAGAAGAGGUGGAUUCCAACAAAGCGCGUGCUUCGUCUGACGGAUCAAACAAGUCCGUUGUUGAUCAAACUGAUAUUCCUAUUUAUAGCUUUGUUAACAAAGCAGAGCAUAAAUCCUGAGCAUGAAUGUAUACAAGUAAAAUUCUUUUUCUUUCUUGAAAAUACUGGGAGAAUACUCAAACUUAACUGUUGUACUCAUCGAUAACACUAACUGGUUUCACGAAUUUGCCUAGAGGGCGGUACUCUAGAUGGUCCAUAGAAAAGCCCUUUGGCCCGCCAAUGUCAAUGGCACGCUGAGUGCUUGUCCACUUGUCACUCGCUGCUAUACCC